Molecule: messenger RNA, 2564 nt
Organism: Elaeis guineensis (African oil palm)
Lineage: Eukaryota; Viridiplantae; Streptophyta; Magnoliopsida; Arecales; Arecaceae
Product: G-type lectin S-receptor-like serine/threonine-protein kinase LECRK2
Biological process (GO): protein phosphorylation
Molecular function (GO): ATP binding; protein serine/threonine kinase activity
Source: RefSeq, a predicted model, not a curated record
CCGGCAACGGCUCAAACCUAUGCCAACCUGACCCAGGGCACCACCCUGACCCCCCUUGGCCCAACCACCUCCUGGCCCUCCCCCUCCGGCGACUUCGCCUUCGGCUUUCGACCCCUCGACUCCAACGCCUCCCUCUUCCUCCUCGCCAUCUGGUUCAACUCCACCAACCCCCAGACAAUUGUCUGGUUCGCCAACGGCGACAACCCCGUGCAGGCCGGGUCCAAGCUCGAGCUCACCUCCGACGGCCAGCUCUCCCUCACUGACCAGACCGGCAACGAGAUCUGGAACCCCGGCGUCAGAAGCGCACCCUACGCCGCCCUCCUCGACACCGGCAACCUCAUUCUCUUCUCCUCCCCUAUCUGGCAGAGCUUCAGCUUGCCGACCGACACCCUCCUACCGGGCCAAGUCCUGACCCCGGGGUCCAACCUCUUCUCCCGGUUCAUGGACUCCAACUUCUCCACCGGCCGGUUCGCUCUCGCGGCGCAGACCGACGGCAACCUGGUGCUCUAUCCAGUGGCGCUGCCCGCCAGAAACUUCUACCACGCCUAUUGGGCCCUGGGCACCAUGGGCUCCGGCUCCAACUCCACCCUCGUCUUCAACAUGUCCGGCGACCUCUACUACGUUCUAUCCAACGGUAAUCAAAUGAAUAUAACCUCCACCCGAACCUACUCGAUGGAAGAUUUCUACCGGAGGGCGACGCUCGACGUCGACGGCGUCUUCACAGUUUAUAUCUAUCCGAAGACGGAAUCGGGAAAGGCGAGAUGGGGGGACAAAUGGUCGGUCGUGACCAACAUACCUACAGACAUUUGCACGAGACCGACCGACUUCGGGAGCGGUGUAUGUGGAUUCAAUAGCUUCUGUGUCUUGGAGAACCAGAGGCCUGACUGCCGGUGCCCAUUGAGCUAUUCGUUCAUGGAUUCCACUAUGAAAUUUAAAGGCUGCAAGCCAGACUUUGAGGCCCAGACCUGCGAGAUAGAUGAAUCGGAUUCGUUCGAACUGGAGACGGUAUACGGUGUCGACUGGCCAAACGGGGACUACGAGCAUUACAUGCAGGUGGCUGAAGAGAACUGCAGAUCAUUGUGUUUGAGUGAUUGCUUGUGCGACGUCGCGGUCUUUAGGGGCGGGGAGUGUUGGAAGAAGAAGCUGCCUCUGUCGAAUGGGAUGACGGGAAAUGUCGGAGGGAAGCUGUUCAUCAAAGUGCCCAAAGAUAAUUCCUCCUUCCCUCGGCCUCCAACUACAAUCAUAGCCAUGGAAAGAAAGAAUCGAAGCACUUUGAUUCCCGUCGAAUCUUUGCUUCUGGGAGGCUCUGGGUUUCUCAAUUUGAUCUUGAUUACUGCAAUCUUUGCUAUAGUAUACUGUUACCACAAAAACAGGAGUAUGAAGAAGCUCGAUCAGGACACGACCAUGCUGGGGUUAAACCUAAGAAUCUUCAGUUACAAAGAGCUUGAAGAGGCUACCAAAGGGUUUAGCGAGGAAGUGGGCAGUGGAUCAUUCGGAGCAGUCUACAAGGGGUUGCUGCCGGGAUCAGAGUCCGCAACAUCAAUUGCAGUGAAGAAACUACAUAGGUUGCAUGAGGACCGCGAGAAGGAAUUCACCAACGAGGUGAGAUCGAUCGGCCAGACUCACCACAGGAAUUUGGUUAGAUUGUUUGGCUUCUGUAACGAAGGAACCCAUCGGAUUCUGGUGUAUGAAUACAUGUGCAAUGGGUCGCUCCCGAGCUUUCUCUUUGGGAGUGAAAGGCCGAGUUGGAACAAACGAGUGCAGGUUGCCAUGGGGAUUGCGAAAGGACUUGCUUACUUGCAUGAUGAGUGCGCCACUCAGAUCAUCCACUGUGAUAUAAAGCCUCAGAACAUACUGCUGGAUGAGAAUCUUAUUGCGAGGAUAUCAGAUUUUGGGCUGGCCAAGCUUCUAAGAACGGACCAGUCUCGAACAAGUACUGGAAUAAGGGGUACUAGAGGAUAUGUCGCACCUGAGUGGUUUAGAAAUACUGUAAUCACAGCGAAGGUGGAUGUGUACAGCUUUGGGGUCAUGUUGCUGGAGAUCAUAUGCUGCAGGAAGAACGUGGAAGCAGAGGCCGGGGAUGAGGACAGAGCAGUGCUGACAUUUUGGGCUUAUGACUGCUACAGAGAAGGGAGUUUGGACCUUUUGGUAGGCAAUGAUGAAGAGGCGAUGGCUGACAUGAGGAUGUUGGAGACCUUUGUGAAGGUGGCCAUUUGGUGCAUCCAGGAGGAGCCAUCGCUGAGGCCUUCAAUGAAGAAGGUAAAUCAGAUGCUAGAAGGAGCAGUUGUGGUUUCUAUCCCCCCGGACCCUUCCUCGCGCGGUCCAAUAAGCUUUUAACUGUAUAUAUAUAUAUAUAUAUUGGGGGUGGGGCCCUAAGUCGGAUGCGAAUUUAGUCUCCUAUAUGUAGGUACGUGCUUGUUCUUUAACCUUGACACAUUUUAUGAACGUCAAGAACACCUUGGAUUAUUGCAGUUAUAAGAUUCAUGUAUUAAGUUAGUAGAAGGUAGAUUACAGCACCAAAUAGUGGUGCCACUUAUCACAUAAAUCCUCUUCCCUGCAACAAA